This is a messenger RNA of Lobosporangium transversale, 684 nucleotides long. RefSeq names its product tyrosine phosphatase-like protein. The record is from RefSeq and is a predicted model, not a curated record. Lineage: Eukaryota; Fungi; Mortierellomycota; Mortierellomycetes; Mortierellales; Mortierellaceae. Gene Ontology annotation, biological process: fatty acid elongation; sphingolipid biosynthetic process; very long-chain fatty acid biosynthetic process. Gene Ontology annotation, cellular component: endoplasmic reticulum membrane. Gene Ontology annotation, molecular function: 3-hydroxyacyl-CoA dehydratase activity. Bases 1 to 684 code for a protein of 227 amino acids. The transcript has 5 exons.
AUGACUACCGCAACCAAGCAAGUCCCCGCUACCAUGAAGGCUGUUAAACCUGUCAACCCAGUUGUCAAUCUGUAUUUGAUUGCUUAUAACUGGGCCUCCUUCGCUGGUUGGUCCUGGGUACUUGUCCAAACUAUCAGAGCUCUACUUGCUACUGGAAAUGAUUACACCAAAGUCUAUGCUGCCGUGGGUGAUCAGCUCGUCUGGGUCCAAACUGCUGCACUUCUCGAGGUUUUCCAUUCUCUCUUUGGGUUUGUCAAGUCGCCUGUUGGUACCACUACUAUGCAGGUCGCUUCACGUCUUUUGCUCGUCUGGGGUAUUUGCACCAUGUUCCCAAUCCCAGAGGUUCGCCAACACUGGGCUUUCACUACCAUGACCAUCGCCUGGAGCAUUACGGAGUGCAUCCGCUAUGCUUACUAUGCCCUUAAUCUCACCAACAUGGGUCCCUCAUGGUUAACCUGGUGCCGUUAUACUUUCUUCUAUGUCCUUUAUAUUGUUGGUGCUGGUAGCGAGGCUAUUGAGAUCUACCAGGCUCUUCCUUUUGCAAGCAAUGUCAAUCCCGCAUACUACUAUGUUUUGGCUGCUAUACUUUGCAUUUACCCUCCAGGUUUCUUUGUGAUGUAUACUCACAUGAUCGGCCAGCGUAAGCGUUAUCUUAGAUCUAUUAAGUCUAAAAAGUCAGAGUAA